GCCCAGCAGGCUGCUAUCUUAACUGAGGAGCAGUGUGUCCAGCGAGGGAGCCCAGCUCUCUCUCUUCAUCCAUCACCUGGCUGGAGUCAGCAAUCAGAAGCAGAGGAACGAAUGGGCAGAGCAGAACUUCAAGGAGGGAACAUGAGUACCCGGGCUCCCUCAGGGCUGUGGAGCUCAUCGGAUGAAGGUGCAGACCUGCUCCAGGACUUGGGGUGGUAUCACGGCAGCCUCACGCGCCACGCUGCAGAGGCGCUUCUGCUCUCCAAUGGACGUGACGGGAGCUACCUGCUGAGGGACAGCAAUGAGCACACUGGGCUCUACUCUCUCUCCGUGAGAGCCAAAGACUCAGUGAAACACUUUCAUGUUGAAUAUACCGGGUACUCAUUUAAAUUUGGUUUUAAUGAAUAUUCAUCUUUAAAGGAUUUUGUCAAGCAUUUUGCAAAUCAGCCUUUGAUUGGAAGCGAGACAGGGACUCUGAUUGUUUUGAAACACCCUUACCCAAGAGAAGUGGAAGAACCUUCCAUCUAUGAAUCGGUCCGGGUUCACACAGCAAUGCAGACAGGAAGAACAGAGAGUGACCUCAUGCCCACUGCACCUUCUCUGGGCACCAAAGAAGGCUAUCUCACCAAGCAGGGCGGCCUGGUAAAGACCUGGAAAACAAGAUGGUUCACUUUGCAAAGGAAUGAAUUGAAGUAUUUCAAAGACCAGAUGUCACCAGAACCAAUUCGGAUCCUAGACCUAACAGAGUGCUCAGCUGUUCAAUUUGAUUAUUCACAGGAAAGAGUAAACUGUUUCUGCUUAGUGUUUCCAUUCAGGACAUUUUAUCUCUGUGCAAAGACAGGCGUUGAAGCUGAUGAAUGGAUCAAAAUACUGCGAUGGAAGUUGUCAAAAAUAAGGAAACAGCUGGAUCAAGGCGAAGACACCAUCCGAACCCGGUCUUUCAUCUUCAAAUAGAACUUAGAAGCGCCUUGGCUGAGGGGCAAGGCGGAAGGUUCCAGGUGCUCUCAUCUGUGGCAGGCUUCAGAGCAAAAGCUCACAGAAGGACUUCCUCUAAAAACAAAUCAAAAUAGAUUGUGGUUGGGAGCUGUAUGCCUUUUACUGAGUCACGGAAAACAGCUGGCAGGACCUGGCCAUCUGAGAACAUUGAAGCAGCACCCUGCUGAUGGAAACUGCCUGACUUCCGCUUCCAGGUGGAGCCAGUCUCUGCACACAGAGCAAGAGUUUGCUUGCUGUCCCAGUGGCUUAGGCUUGUUGACUUCAGUUGCCUGGAGCCCUGCCCCAAGUCAUGAUCAGCACAACUGAAAACUUCAGGCCCUGCUACUAAACUGCAAGCAAACAGCAGUGCGGUAGGGGGCUCAGGCUGCUCUUUUAGAAAGCAAAUUAAGAUAAUAAACAGCAAGGACUUUCAAAGAAGGGCUGCUUUUGUUUUGUUUCUAGACAAAGCCCUCAAAAGGGGCUGAAGAGGUGGCUCAGCCAUUAAAAGUGCAUCUGCUCUUGCAGAGAACCUGAACCCAGUGUCCAGACCCACUUGAUGGGUCCCUUCAGAGGUGCCUUCAGAGGCGCCAAUGCCUCUGGCCGCCUCGGGUGCCUGCACUCAGUACACAUACUCACACUCUUACACAUAAUGAAAAAAAAAUCAUUAAAAAAAAAAGUUUCCAAAACUAAAAUGAACAAGUGUUCAACGUAUUUAUUUUUUCUCUUAAAAGACUUAGAAACCAGGCUGGUGAUCGGGCUUAGAAAGCCAUCUUUGCAUUUGCCGUGCCACGCUUGAGAACCUGAGUUAUCACGCAGCGGUGGAAGGAGAGAACUCCACGUCACGGCCUGGGUGCCCCCAACACACACACACACACACACAUACACACACACACACACGCACACACACUAAUUAUCUUGUAAAAGCCUAGAAAUCCAGUGAAUCCUUCCCUUCCAACAAUGAACUGGAAGAACUACAUGUCUUGUGGGUGACUUAGUUAGGAGAAAGGAAAUGUACAAAAACAGGCGAUAAUGUUUUAAACAGCAAGAAAAUGCACCUUGAGGAAGGGUGAUAGGCAGUGGAUAACUUUUAUUGAAUGGUUAUCAUUACGAUUGUAAUACACUUAUAAGCACUAAGCUGACUUUUCUUCAGAUCGAUCGAUUGAGACUCCUGCAUAGAGGAAGCACUCUGCCUCUCUUCCCAGGAUCCACUGUGUGAGAUUAGCCCCAUGGAAUACCCCAACCUUUUUAAAGGGCAACUUCUGUUUUCUAAAAAGGGGAGUAAAUCAAAGCUUCUAAGAAUCCCUGAUACACAGCGGUUGCAAACCGGAAAUACCCAGGGAUGAGCUGCAAUGCAGUAAUUGUGUUCAGAAGUCAUGAACAGAUCUUCACUUCUACCAUUAUUGAUGUGGGCUUUUUUUUUUUUUUUUUAAGGAAGGGAAACAAAUGGGUGCCGAGCUGAUGGAUUCUGUUCUUGCAGUGGAAAGGGACAAUGGUUAAGCGCUUUCACCAAUGUGACCAAGCUGCUUGCGUGAACAAUUUAUAGAAACUUCUUUGUGGUUCCAGAUGUUUCAGCCCAUCGUGCUGGGUGGGUAGGUUGUGGGGUAGCUGCUCACACCACAGCAGCCAGGGAAGCAGAGCAAGGAAGUAACAGGCGAGGGAGGAGGCCAGGCAGGGCCCCCAGGAACGUGACAUACUCCCAACCAGUCUCCAUCUUCCCCGGCUCUGUCACCUCCCGAUAGUCUGCUCCAGUUCUCACUUAUCCAUCAAUCAGACCUCUCACCUCUGGAAUACUUUCAAAGACACACCUUACUCAUCAUGGUAUUACUCAAGUUGUUAUUUCUUUUCCUGUUGUUUAAACAACUAAGACUCAGAAAUUAUAUUUUUGUUUCUUUCAGAGGGUUUUUAGAGAUGGAUUAGUAUAUGACCAUAUACUUGUCUAGCUGCAAGCAGGGGAAGGAGUAAUAUAACUUGCAUGAAAUAAAGCUAUGUCAAGAUAAAAUGUGUUGAGUCAAGUCUGCAAAAUAAGGAAUAACAAAUGGCUCCUCCUUGAGAUGUAUGGUUUUGUUUUCUUAGAAACAAGUCUUUCUUUACGUAAGUGAAUAUUUUCUACCUUCUGUAAAAUAUGUUUAUUUAUAUAUCCUUUGAUUGUUUAUUAAAUAAAACGUGCAUGGUUUUGUUGUA
Messenger RNA from Psammomys obesus (fat sand rat), 3156 nucleotides. It is a transcript of the gene Dapp1, whose product is annotated as dual adaptor of phosphotyrosine and 3-phosphoinositides 1. The transcript is spliced from 9 exons. Bases 112 to 954 code for a protein of 280 amino acids. Lineage: Eukaryota; Metazoa; Chordata; Mammalia; Rodentia; Muridae. The record is from RefSeq and is a predicted model, not a curated record.